AUGAUCUUCUUGUUUGAUCUGAAUGAGAACGCGAUGCUGGACGCGCUUCGAUACAGCAACAAAAGCAAGUUCAUCAAUCACGAAAAAGACACGCCGAAUUGCACAGCGAAGGCAGUGAGUGUUUGCGGUGUGCACCACAUCACGACAUGGGCAUUGCGCAACAUCGCGGUCGGUGAGGAGUUGGUUUUCGACUAUGGAUACAAGAAAAAGUGUUGCUCCGGACUAGAGAAACGGCGCCGAAGGGUACCAGAUGAGUUACAGCAAGCGGCGUUUACAGCUCGACUAAAUGGGCAUCGAGGAUAG
Molecule: messenger RNA, 303 nt
Organism: Peronospora farinosa
Lineage: Eukaryota; Oomycota; Peronosporomycetes; Peronosporales; Peronosporaceae
Source: the annotation of a GenBank genome assembly